Molecule: messenger RNA, 1653 nt
Organism: Gossypium raimondii (Peruvian cotton)
Lineage: Eukaryota; Viridiplantae; Streptophyta; Magnoliopsida; Malvales; Malvaceae
Exons: 10
Coding region: 62-1366 (434 amino acids)
Source: RefSeq, a predicted model, not a curated record
AAUAGUAUACCAACGAUAUACUCGUUCCAGCGAAAAGCCGACGACACACAUCCUCAAAGAUAUGGCUCAUUGCGUUUUGGCUCCAACCCCAAUUCAUUUUCAGUUUCAUUCCCGCAGAACUGGAUUUCUUAGAUGCUUCUCUGAAUCUGCUCUCAAGUCUCCUCUGCCAUAUCCUAUUCAUCCUCGUUUUACUCCUAGAAUCUUCUGUAACUACGAUGAUUCCAAUCGAAACAGCCAGACACAGUCCUCUUCUCUUCAGCUCUAUCGCGAUAUUGAGAGGUUACUCACGGACACUGUAAGGCAAUCUCAAGGUGCUUGGGGUAGUUCAAGUGAUUGGAGCCAAGUCGAGGGAGCAUGGAUUCUUAAACCGAAAGGCUCAAAACCUAAAUCAGUCGUUCAUUUUAUUGGUGGUAUAUUUGUUGGAGCUGCUCCUCAGCUUACCUAUCGUUUGUUUCUGGAGCGCCUUUCUGAAAAGGGAGUUUUGGUGAUUGCAACACCGUAUGCUAGCGGGUUUGAUUACUUCUUCAUUGCUGAUGAAGUCCAGUUCAAAUUUGAUAGAUGUUUACGGUUUCUACAAGAAACAGUGCAUGAUCUUCCUACAUUUGGUAUCGGCCAUUCUUUGGGUUCUGUCAUCCACCUUUUGAUUGGUUCAAGGUAUGGCUUGCAAAGGAGCGGCAAUGUAUUAAUGGCAUUCAACAACAAGGAAGCAAGUGUAGCUAUCCCAUUGUUCUCACCUGUUCUUGUGCCAAUGGCCCAAAGCAUUGGACCCUUUCUAUCACAAAUUGCAUCAACACCCACAAUCCGCAUGGGGGCUGAGCUGACACUAAAGCAACUAGAGAGCCUUAGUCCUCCCAUUAUGAAACAGGUUCUUCCAUUAGUUGAGCAACUUCCUCCCUUGUACAUGGACUUAGUUAAGGGAAGAGAAGAUUUUACUCCAAAACCAGAAGAAACUCGACAACUUAUAAAGUCCUACUAUGGCAUUUCAAGAAAUCUUCUAAUAAAGUUCAAGGAUGACACAAUCGAUGAAACUCCAAACUUGGCUCAGGUGUUAAGUUCAGAGUCAGCCAUCAGCUCAAUGCUAGACAUGUCCAUUCGAUUGUUGCCAGGAGAUCAUGGGCUUCCUUUACAACAAGCUCUACCAGAUGUUCCACCUGCAAUGGCAGAUGCAGUAAAUCGUGGAAGUGAGUUUUUGGCGAAUCUGAGUGUGGGAACACCAUGGGAGACUGUUGCCAAAGAAGUCAGCAAUACAUUAGGUGUAGACUCGCCAGUUGUUCGUGCAGAAAUUUCAAAGGACGUAAACACACUUGUGGACGUGAUCAUUUCCUGGAUGGCUUCAAAUUCAGGUGCAAAACUCUUAAACCCUUGAUGAGUAGGAUAGAUACCCAACUAAAUGAAGUGUAUGUAAUAGGUUGAAUUAUGAAUGAAGCCUAUGUACUAGGUGAAAAUGAGUGUUGUAGUUGUGCCCCUACUAUUCCCUUCCCCCACCCCCCAACAAGAAUGUAGAAUUUCAUUAAAAACCAAAUCAGCCAUAGAAAAACAACUUACACAGAUAAGCAAACAAGAAAGUCAUAGCCAUCGUCACUGAUUUCAUCAAAUAGGCAAUUUUUUUUUUUCGGAAUUCUUGCUUAAUGAUAUACAAUUAUAUUUUCUGGA